Messenger RNA from Pygocentrus nattereri (red-bellied piranha), 674 nucleotides. RefSeq names its product digestive cysteine proteinase 3-like. The record is from RefSeq and is a predicted model, not a curated record. Gene Ontology annotation, cellular component: lysosome. Bases 1 to 543 code for a protein of 180 amino acids. Lineage: Eukaryota; Metazoa; Chordata; Actinopteri; Characiformes; Serrasalmidae. The transcript is spliced from 5 exons. Gene Ontology annotation, molecular function: cysteine-type endopeptidase activity.
AUGUUCAAGAAGACAAAGAAGCUGGUAAGCUUGAGUGAGCAACAGCUGGUGGACUGUUCUGGGAGUUCUGGAAACCAUGGCUGUAAUGGUGGCCUUGCAUUAAAGGCCUUUGACUACAUCAAGAAAAGUGGAGGCCUGGAGGCAGCGAACACCUAUCCAUACCAGGCCAUGGAAGGGCCGUGCAGGUUUAAUAACCGGAAAGCUAGGGCCAAGUGUUCCGCCUAUAAAAGGGUGCAGCAGACAGAAGGCGCUCUGAAGUACGCUGUGGCCACAGUUGGGCCUAUUUCUGUAUCUGCGGAUGUUUCCAAAGACAGCUUCCAGCUCUAUGUGUCAGGUGUGUAUGAUGAGCCAAACUGCAGCAGCACUAAGCUGGGUCACGCCAUGCUGGCUGUUGGUUACGGCACUGAUAAGCAGGGAAGGGACUACUGGCUGGUCAAGAACAGCUGGGGUGUUAAAUGGGGUGAAAAAGGCUACAUCAAGAUGUCCAGGAACAAGGGUAACCAGUGUGGUAUCGCCACAAGGCCCUCCUUCCCUGUGGUUUAAAGACUGGAGAGAGCCAGAACCUGAAAACCCCACAGAGGAGGAUCCACUUUGCUCAGAAUGCAUUUACUGAUUAAGCAAACAAAAACGUCUUUCUUCCGUCUUUCCCUUUUCUCUGUUUAAAAGUGGCUUUA